AGACUGAUUGAGGCAAAGGAUGUUGUGUUUGAAUGUGGACCAAACUGUGGCUGUGAACUUGGUUGCAUUAACCGUAUAUCUCAGCAAAGAAUGAAGUAUCAACUUGAGGUUUUCCGAACACCAGAAAAAGGGUGGGCCGUCAGGUCUAGAGACUUUAUUCCUUCAGGUGCACCAGUGUGUGAAUAUAUUGGAGUGCUCAGGAGAACAGACGAACUGGAUAAUGUUGCUGAGAAUGAUUAUAUAUUUGAAAUUGAUUGUUUCCAUACAAUGAAGGAGAUUGGGGGUAGAGAGAGGCGAUUAGGAGAUGCAUCUGGGCUGAUCAGUAACCACUUGGAGAAAAUAGAUGACAGGGCAUUAGACAGUACACCUGAAUUUUGCAUAGAUGCGGGCUCUGUGGGUAAUGUUGCUAGAUUUAUCAAUCACAGUUGCGAGCCUAACCUCUUUUGUUCAGUGUGUUUUAAGCAUGCAUCAUGAUGUCAGACUUGCUCGGGUGGUGUUGUUUGCUGCAGAAAAAAUAGCUCCUUUUCAGGAACUUACAUAUGACUAUGGAUACACUCUUGAUGGCGUUAUUGGUCCUGAUGGAAAAAUAAAAGAGCUUCCAUGCCAUUGUGGGACGGCAGAUUGUCGUAAACGUUUAUACUAGUGAAGUUUCAGCUUCUUUGUGUCAGUUUUCUAGCUAGCUUUUUGUGGAAAAGACAACCACAUGGAUAGUUUUGCCAUUUCUCAUUUUCUCAAGGCAAAAUAGUUGGUCAAGUAUAUAUGAAAUAAUUGUACUCUUGAGGUGAAAUAGCUCUUUGCUUAUUGUUUUAUUGAUUUUUGGAAGGAGGGCGGGGUUGGUUUGUUAGAUUGAAAAGGUGCUUGUUUAUAUUUCGAAAAAAUUUAGCGACUGACAUUUAUCAUUGGUGGACGUCGCAUUGUUGUAAUGAAUGUUAAUAUACGGUACUUAUUUUGGAUUUCUAUUAUAUAUUGACAAACUAUUGCCUCUGUUUUUGUGAUC
This is a messenger RNA of Camellia sinensis, 997 nucleotides long. Its product is annotated as histone-lysine N-methyltransferase, H3 lysine-9 specific SUVH4-like. The record is from RefSeq and is a predicted model, not a curated record. Gene Ontology annotation, molecular function: double-stranded DNA binding; histone methyltransferase activity; protein binding. NCBI's taxonomy places the organism in Eukaryota, Viridiplantae, Streptophyta, Magnoliopsida, Ericales, Theaceae.